GUGCAUGUGAUUGUGUGUUUGUAGGCGAUUCAGAUGACGCUGCUCCUGUGGGAUCUUCUCUUCUCUCGUCUACUCCUCCUGCACAGAUCUCCCCAUUACUGAAAGAAGCAUCUCCAACGCCUCCUUCUUCUCCCUCUGUACACAUGUCCAGUUCUCCUGGAGGAGGUCAGGGGGAGCUGAUGGGUCUUCAGGUUGAUUACUGGAUUGCUCUUUCAGAGAGGAAGAAAGACGUGGAGAAGAGAGACUCCAAAAACACGCUCAAGGGCACCUUCCGUUCACUGCAGGUUAGCCGCCUCCCACUGGGCGGAGCAGAGACGACACAUCAGCCAACCAUGUCCAUGACUGUUGUCACCAAAGAGAAGAAUAAGAAGGUGAUGUUUCUGCCUAAAAAGACCAAGGAUAAGGAGGCAGAGUCUAAGAGUCAGGUGAUAGAGGGCAUAAGUCGACUCAUCUGCACAGCCAAACACCAGCAGACCAUGCUGAAAGUGUUGAUAGACGGAGUUGAAUGGAACGAUGUGAAGUUUUUCCAGCUUGCGGCUCAGUGGUCAUCUCAUGUCAAACACUUCCCACUUGCCAUCUUCGGACCCUCCAAAGGGCCUUACUGAACUACAGCCUCAUAUCUUCACUCCUCUACGCUACGGCUGCCUUUACACUCAGUGCUGCCUCAUGUUUUUAUUUAAAAUUUCUGCUUUCUCACGGUUUGUGUCUGUGCUAUUUUUGUUUUUAUUUUGUUGACAUUUGAUUGUUCUUUUAUGAAAGACUUGAUGCAGUCUUGGCAAC
Molecule: messenger RNA, 780 nt
Organism: Sinocyclocheilus anshuiensis
Lineage: Eukaryota; Metazoa; Chordata; Actinopteri; Cypriniformes; Cyprinidae
Product: phosphofurin acidic cluster sorting protein 2-like
Exons: 4
Coding region: 144-605 (153 amino acids)
Biological process (GO): protein localization to plasma membrane
Molecular function (GO): transmembrane transporter binding
Source: RefSeq, a predicted model, not a curated record